AUUCCUACUUCUCCCCUGCCUCCCCCACCCACUGGUGACGUCAGCGGAGGCUCCACCGGCAACUUCCUGGUCAGACUCAGAGUGAGAGAGAGACGGCUCGGGACAGGGCUACUGUGGGGCGACAGUACGGCAAAGAGCAGGGAGACUGAAGCGCCAGAAAGAGCCAGGCCAACUGAGAACGAUUAGAAGUGUGACACGAAGUCAGACAGGUUUGCUAGUGGGUGCGAGUGUAGCAGGUAGUCUGCGAGUGCUGCUGAGAGACAGGGGCGGGCUCAGUGAUGUCAGUGUUGUAGAGAAGGGGCCACAGACAGAGAUAACAAUUUACCUGGAAGCAGUUCAGCUUGUGAUAGUGAUGAAGUGUCACGAGACUGACUGAGGGACAUGAAUAGUGAGCGAAGUGGGACAUUCACUUGCAGUACUGACAUACAGGGUGUCCCCCAUAACUGUGACAGCCAUUGACAUGUGACCAAUCCCCCUUUAGCUUUAACUGGGACCGACAUGAGCUGAGCAUGGACUCCAGGACCAGGGAAAAGCCAGAGAGAACCUUUGAUCUGGUGAUAAAAGUUGAGUGUCCAUCCUCUGAAAAUGAAGACCCAGUCUUGCUGUGGAAGUUCCCAGAGGAUUUCUCUGACCAGGAUCUUCUGAGCAUGGUGCCAAAGUUUUGCUUUCCUUUUUCCAUCGAAAGGGUGACUCAGUCUCAGAUUGGACAGCAUUUUACCUUUGUUCUAACAGAUAUAGAAAGUAAGCAGAGGUUUGGAUUUUGCCGUCUGACGUCAGGAGGUAAAAUCUGCUUAUGCAUCCUAAGUUAUCUUCCUUGGUUUGAAAUUUACUACAAACUGUUAAAUACCUUGGCCGACUACCUAGUGAAAGAACAGGAGAAUGACCUGAAUGAUAUGUUAAAAUCCUGGUACAAUCAUCCAGUUCCUGAAGCACAUACACCUGUCAGCCUGAGCCUGAACCAACAGCUGUUUAUUUCAAGUGAACCUGUUUUAAAAAAACAGCCCUCUCCUUUGUUGCACUCGUAUUUCAUUACUCCUGACGUAACUGGACUGCCGACAAUCCCAGAAAGUAGGAACCUGACAGAAUAUUUUGUGGCGGUGGACGUGAAUAAUAUGCUUCAGAUCUAUGCAAGCAUGCUACAUGAACGCAGGAUCAUUUUUACCUCCAGAAAAUUAAGCACUCUUACAGCCUGUGUCCAUGCCUCAGCAUCUCUUCUGUAUCCAAUGUACUGGCAGCACAUUUACAUCCCUGUGCUUCCCCCACACCUUCUUGACUACUGCUGUGCACCCAUGCCUUAUCUUAUUGGAGUUCAUCUAAGUCUCAUGGAGAGGGUGAAAAGCCGCUCACUUGAUGAUGUUGUCGUUCUAAAUGUAGAUAACAACUCACUUGAAACACCUUUCAACGAUCUCUGCUCACUUCCAAGUAAUGUGAUUGCAACACUGAAAAGCAAAUUAAAGAAACAGUCUACAUCUACAGGGGAUGGUGUGUCUAGAGCCUUCGUCAGAGCCCAGGCUGCUUUGUUUGGGUCAUAUAGAGAUGCUCUUCGAUAUAAACCUGGUGAGCCUGUCACAUUUUGUGAGGAAAGCUUUGUAUCCCAUCGUUCCAGGACCAUGAAGCAGUUCUUAGAGACUGCUGUUAACCUACAGCUUUUUAAACAGUUUAUUGAUGGCCGGCUAGAAAAGCUCAACUCCGGGCUUGGGUUUACAGACAUCUUUGAAGAAGAAAUUACUUCAGGAAAUUCAAGUUCAUACCAGCAAUGGCUGCAUACAAUGAAGAAGGGAGGAUCUCUAAUUAAUACUGCAGUGAUAAAAGCCAGCCCAGCUAUGAAGAGUGCCUAUAAGUUUGCUAAAAACCAGGCAAAGCAUGGUAUCAAGGAGGUGAAGAGCAAACUUAAGCACAAGGACAUUGAGGAAGAAGAUUCCGACUAUAAUUUAGAGUAUACACACUCCAACACGUUCCCAUUAAACUACUCAAACCGACAAAGUGAUCAGAGGAGAAAGACACAAGCAAACAGGCCCUUGACCCACGUGGGUAACCAUAUCUCAGGACUGGAGGAUUCUGAUCUUGGUGAUAGUGCCAGCAAGUUGUCUUCAGAGGACAGUGAAGAAGCUUCAGGAUAUUUUGAUGAUAGUGAUACUUCAUUUGAUGAUGUGAGCUUGUCUUCCAGGCCAAGGGGACAGAUGGACCUUCUUGGGGAAAUAUUGGACUCCCUUAGCACACACAGUUUAGAUCCAGGGGCUGGACGCCUAACAGCUGCUAAGAGCCUGGAUUUCUUUCGUUCUGCAGAAGAUUUGGACUAUAAAGUUCUGAACAAGACAUGUCCCCCCACUGAAACCAGCCUGAGCCAGGAUUCCCGGGAUGAAUGGAAUCUGGGACAGGAUGACAGUGUGCUAUACAGGAAACAUCUCCCGCCCUCUCCCCGCAAGCGAAGUCAGGAUGAGCAGACUUGUCAAGACAAUGAUAGUCGCAAGUCAGAAUUUCCAACAUUUAUCAUCACUGAUACCACUGCAGCUGGGAACACUGAACGUCCCACCUCUCUGCUUUAUACUUGGGAUAUGGGAACUGAAGGCAGGAGGAGCUCUACUAUGCAAGUGCCAUGGGAGAAGGAUGAGGUGGAUAUGCUCUUCCCACACAGCACAGAUCAUCCCCCUUGAAUAAGGAGCCAAAUUUCUGGCACCGUUUUAUACUCUAAACUCAAACAUUCCUUUAGAGCUCAGUGUUUCAUCUUACAUUAUUGGUUUCUUAUAAAGGGUCCUGAGUUCACCUGGAUUUAUUCUUUUGGAUUGUGAUCCAGUUGCAUUAGGAAAAUGUUUAUGGUUAGAAAAUCACAAGACUCCUUGGUACCACCGGAACACAUACAUGACCAUGAGUGCAGGAAGCUUAUGCGCAGUCCUUUCCACUGCUCUGCUGCUUCCAAGACACACAAAAAUUACACAACAUUUCACAUGCCAACAGUUAACUGAUUAAAUUAACAAAUCUUAGUCUACAACAAAAAUAUGAUGUGAUUUCAGGGGAUCAUAUGGAAAUAUGCAAGUGGUUGGGCUGAAACCUUCAUCAUCUGCACAUUGAAGAGCCAAGAUGAGGAAGAUGAUGGUGGAAUGAUUCAAUGGCACAACUAUGUUAAACUAAAAUAAUGACAGAAUUUGAGGCCCGUUACAAUCCUUUAUUGUUAUACUCCCCCGUAUUUGUUUGGAGUGUCCCUUAUUUAAAAGAAAACUAUACCCCCAAAAUGAAUACUUAAGCAACAAUUAGUUUAUAUCAAAUUAAGUGGCGUAUUAAAGAAUCUUACCAAAUUGGAAUAUAUAUUUAAGUAAAUAUUGCC
Messenger RNA from Xenopus laevis (African clawed frog), 3322 nucleotides. RefSeq names its product DENN domain-containing protein 1B (gene dennd1b.S). The transcript has 23 exons. Gene Ontology annotation, cellular component: cytosol; clathrin-coated vesicle; nuclear speck. NCBI's taxonomy places the organism in Eukaryota, Metazoa, Chordata, Amphibia, Anura, Pipidae. Gene Ontology annotation, molecular function: guanyl-nucleotide exchange factor activity; phosphatidylinositol phosphate binding. Bases 510 to 2654 code for a protein of 714 amino acids. The record is from RefSeq and is a predicted model, not a curated record. Gene Ontology annotation, biological process: endocytosis; endocytic recycling.